GUUCACAACAGACCGGUAAGUUGUUCACAGAAUUUUUGUUUCUUUGUUGCUUAUCUCAAAAGAAAAUGUAAAACGUCAUUUGUCUUCUUGUGCUGUAACCAAUUUCUUUUGUCUGCUGCUCAUUUGCAGAGAAAAUCAAAGAUCUCUGCAUCUCGCAGACUGGCUCUCAAGACAAAGCUGCUGAAAACGGCAGCUGUGAUGUUGGAUAAAGAGAAACAGGAAAAGAAGCGGGAGAGAGAAGCUACUCUGAGUGAGAGACUCCCUCCACUUCAGCUGUCUGGUUUGUCCAUGCAGGACCUUCAGGCUCUGUGUAAAGACUUGCACCAUAAGAUUGACGUGGUAGACGAAGAGCGCUACGACAUUGAAGUCAAGGUGAACAAGAACAACACAGAGAUUGAAAGUCUGUCUCAGAAGAUCUUUGAGCUGAAGGGUAAGAUGAAGCGACCUGCUCUCAAGAGGGUGAAGAUCUCAGCUGACGCCAUGCUUGGAGCUCUGCUGGGUGCUAAGGUGAAAGAGUCUGUGGACUUCAAGGCCAACCUGAAGACUGUGAAGAAAGAGGAGGAGAAGAAAGAGGAAGUGACUGACUGGCGUAAGAACGUGGAGGCAAUGUCUGGUAUGGAGGGCAGGAAGAAACUGUUUGAUGCCGGACAGUAGAUGAAUAUUUAUGGAUAUUUUAAGUACGAAUGCUGUUUUGCAGGGUUUUAGAGUAGAGAGGAAAACAGCGUUAACGCCACUGCGCACAAUUAGCAAGCACACUGCGCAACAUACAGAGAAAAGUUCAGAUUUAAAGGAAUGUGAUUGUAUAUUUUGCAUAGAGAUAAGUUGCACUGCGUGGUGGUUUUAUGGUGUCAGGACUUGUAAAACUGUCUAUACGUUUACCACAGAAAGAACAAAAGAAAAAUUGCUGUGUUUCUUGAUCUUGAAAUGUGUGGAAAAGACAGUGAUAAUAAAAACUUCUAAUCAACACGCAAAA
This is a messenger RNA of Amphiprion ocellaris (clown anemonefish), 973 nucleotides long. It is a transcript of the gene tnni4b.2, whose product is annotated as troponin I4b, tandem duplicate 2. The transcript has 5 exons. Lineage: Eukaryota; Metazoa; Chordata; Actinopteri; Pomacentridae. The annotation marks the transcript as partial. Gene Ontology annotation, biological process: muscle contraction. Gene Ontology annotation, cellular component: troponin complex. The record is from RefSeq and is a predicted model, not a curated record.